Molecule: messenger RNA, 549 nt
Organism: Penicillium maclennaniae
Lineage: Eukaryota; Fungi; Ascomycota; Eurotiomycetes; Eurotiales; Aspergillaceae
Product: iron-sulfur cluster assembly scaffold protein
Exons: 3
Coding region: 1-549 (182 amino acids)
Biological process (GO): iron-sulfur cluster assembly; intracellular iron ion homeostasis
Cellular component (GO): mitochondrial matrix; cytoplasm
Molecular function (GO): 2 iron, 2 sulfur cluster binding; ferrous iron binding
Source: RefSeq, a predicted model, not a curated record
AUGUUCAAGCGUCUCGUCACUGUCGCCCCUCGCUCCGUCCAGACCGCAGGCCGUGCCCCGGCCCCUGCUCCCGUCCAGCGUCGCUCAUAUCACGAGAAGGUGCUCGACCACUACAACAACCCCCGAAACGUCGGCUCCUUCAAGAAGGGUGACCAGGACGUUGGCACCGGCCUCGUUGGAGCCCCCGCCUGUGGCGACGUCAUGAAGCUUCAGAUCCGUGUGAACAAGGACACCGGCAAGAUUGAUGACGUUGUCUUCAAAACUUUCGGCUGCGGCAGUGCCAUCGCUUCCUCCAGCUACCUGACCGAGCUGGUCCGCGGCAUGUCCCUCGAGGAGGCUGGUAAGAUCAAGAACACUGAUGUGGCUAAGGAGCUCUGCCUUCCUCCUGUCAAGCUGCACUGCUCUAUGCUCGCCGAGGAUGCCAUCAAGUCCGCCAUCUCGGACUACUACACCAAGAACCCCAACGCCCGCUCAACCGAUCUCUCCGGGACGGGUGCUUCAAUUCCCGAUGUCAAGAUUGAGUCUGGUAGCCCUGCCGCCUCCCUCUAA